UGCGCUGUUCUGCGCGCUGAGCCGAGGCGCGUCUGGUCUGGAGUUUAUUCAUCAACGCACUAAAACGUUGGUAUUAUUCGGGGUUUAAGGACGCACGUCAUGGUGUGAAAAGAAAAUACUGACUGAUGGGCAGCUAAACGGAUUGAGACGGUCCGUCGAGAGAAAGAAUAAGAGAAGAUAGUGAGAGAGAGAGAGCGAGGACGAAUAAUCCAGCUAAUCCUGGCCAAUCCCAGCCGUUCAGACUCCUCUGGAGCCACAGACAAAACACGGCGGAUCACACACACAUCUGAUGUGCUUUAGACAGGCUGUUUUGGGGAUCCUGGGAUGCCAAAGGCCUGCGGUGGUAUUCGUAAACACUAAAACAACAGAUUAGAGUGACCGUUGGAUGCCAGAUAAUUGCCAGAGAGCAAAGAACAGAAAGUGAGGGACCACAUGAGCAUUUACGUGUAGAAGAUGAAAAGCUUGCAAUGACAAAAACACUCCUUCACAGAUUUCACCUUGACAAGCAUGGAUAUAAAUUGAGAGCUGCAGAUUUUCUUCAGAUAACUGAACAUUCAUUACAGUCCCAUGUGUUUUGUGCUGAAGAAGAGCUGAUUCAGACUUUCCUUCAAAAACUACUGAUAAUGGACUACAGAGCAAGAUACAUUAAUGUUGAGACCAAUGACGAAGGUCACAACCAACAAGGCAGCAGUGAUUCGCCUAUACAGGAAGCAGAUUGUGAUGAUAUAUUUUUUGAAUUAAUGUCUAACAGAGAAAGAAGUAAAUUUGACCCUGUGCACCCAAUGGAUGUUCAGAUGGUUGUGUUUCAUUGUGCUGAUGGUUUCCUGAAGCAGCUAAUGGUGACUAAACUGUCCCAGUGUCAGUACGCUCUGCCUUUGCUUGUUCCUGAUCCAUUCACACAACAGAUUGAGUUUCCUCUCUGGACAUUCAGACAAAUCAACAAGAGCUGGAAGAUGACAAACAUCAACAAUGAAACGAUCAGUCAAACCCAGCCGAUCUACAAGGCAGAAACUCCAAUGGUGUUUUUCUUCAGGUUUGGCUCUGUGUCUUCAUCCAAGUCUCAGCUGAUGAAUAGUUUGAUCAAUGAGAAACACAACACGUUCUUUCACAGGAACUGCCCAGGCAGCAGCAGCACCAGAGUCCUGAUGGAUGGAGUGGUGGAGAUUGCCUGGUUCUGCCCCUCUGGGAAAAACGUGGAUAAAUUCAGUAACCUGUGCAUUCUGUAAUCUACAUGGAGAUGCAGGAGUCCAUGAGAAACAGC
Messenger RNA from Sinocyclocheilus grahami, 1261 nucleotides. RefSeq names its product interferon-induced very large GTPase 1-like. The transcript has 3 exons. The coding region runs from base 468 to 1226 and encodes 252 amino acids. Lineage: Eukaryota; Metazoa; Chordata; Actinopteri; Cypriniformes; Cyprinidae. The record is from RefSeq and is a predicted model, not a curated record.